Oppia nitens is the source of this 820-nucleotide messenger RNA. RefSeq names its product translationally-controlled tumor protein homolog. The record is from RefSeq and is a predicted model, not a curated record. Bases 147 to 680 code for a protein of 177 amino acids. NCBI's taxonomy places the organism in Eukaryota, Metazoa, Arthropoda, Arachnida, Sarcoptiformes, Oppiidae. The transcript is spliced from 5 exons. Gene Ontology annotation, molecular function: calcium ion binding. Gene Ontology annotation, cellular component: cytoplasm.
UUGAAUGCCUUAACUCUUGACUUCCUUUUCCUGUAUUGUCUGCCAAAGUGUUGACAUACUGUGUCUUCAGUGCUCUCUUCGGUUGAUUUAAACACUUGUUGUCAUUUGUGGUCAAUUGAUAUCUUAGAGACAAAUCAAUUAACAAAAUGAUUAUUUAUAAGGAUAUGUUGACCGGCGAUGAGAUGUUUACCGACUCAUCCAAAGUAAGACUGGUUGACGACAACAUAUUUGAAGUGGAGUGUCGGCUCGUCACACGAAAACAAGGAGAUAUAGAGAUCGCCGGAUUCAACCCAUCGGCCGAAGGAGAAGAUUUAGAAGACGGAGGAACCGAUGAAACGAUGGAAACGGGUCUCGAUCUGGUACUCAAUCAAAGACUCGUCGAAACGGGUUUUAGUAAAAGUGAUUUCAAAAAUUAUCUGAAGACUUAUACCAAAGCUCUUCAAGAGAAGUGGAAGAACCUCGAGUGGACCGAUGACCAGAUCAAUGUGGCAAAGACUAAGUUGACAGAAGCAGUCAAAAAGGUUUUACCGAAGAUAGGAGACUAUAAGUUCUUUUUAGGCGAGAGUACUAAUCCCGACGGAAUGAUUGGUCUUUUGGAUUACAGAGAGAAAGAGGACGGUUCGGGUGAAGUGGCGAUUAUGAUGUUCUUCAAACAUGGACUCGAAGAAGAAAAAGUUUAAUUAUUGUUUAUUUAUAUAAAUAAAUGAAUUAAUUAUACUUUUAGUAAUAAUAAUGAAUUAAAUUUUCUACGGCUUUGUCGGCUUUUAUUGUUAUCUUAUUCUUUCACAACAAACAAAAAAAAGAUUAAACAAAAUUGUCU